This is a messenger RNA of Theileria orientalis strain Shintoku, 6699 nucleotides long. RefSeq names its product U5 small nuclear ribonucleoprotein-specific helicase. NCBI's taxonomy places the organism in Eukaryota, Apicomplexa, Aconoidasida, Piroplasmida, Theileriidae. The record is from RefSeq and is a predicted model, not a curated record. Bases 1 to 6699 code for a protein of 2232 amino acids. The transcript has 6 exons. Gene Ontology annotation, cellular component: nucleus. Gene Ontology annotation, molecular function: ATP hydrolysis activity; nucleic acid binding; ATP binding.
AUGGCGGAGCAAUUCGAGCGUUUUAAGCGAUUUGAGUAUCGCAUGAACUCAAACCUGGUUAUCCAGAGGGAAGGACCAGCGCCAAGAAUGGACGAAGCUACCGGAGAGCCGGAAUCACUAGCAGGCCGUUUGCUCCAUAAGAUGGGAGAUAAAGUGACCCAUGAGUCAGUAAAAUCGAAGUUUUCAACAAAAAGAAGAUCUCAGACGGUGUCAGACGAACCAGUAAGGAGGAGGAAAACAUAUUUGGAUUUAAACAAAGAGGAAAAUGUGUUAAACGUAAACAUAAAUGUGGGAUUGAACUAUGUGCCUAGAAGUAGUUACACGAGGAGUAAGUACCAAGAGCUGCUGACGAUGAUGCAAAAGGUACUGGGAGACCAGCCACAGUCAGUGUUGCUGAGCGCCUGCGACGAGACGCUGCUGGCGCUGAAAGCAGAAAACCUGCCUGAGGAUAGAAGAGCAAUGGUGGAAGAAGUGUUGGGGCCAGUGGCAGACGAGUUGUACUACAACCUGUUCCACCUGUCGAAGGAGCUGACAGACUUCACGAAGCCGUCGGAUCAGGAAGGGGGAGGAGACGCGUUGGACGACACAGGAGUGGCAGUGAUAUUCGACGAAGACGAUAACAUGGAGACCACGGAAGUGGUGGACAACGCAGAAGAGCAGGAAGAAAGUGAGUUAGACCCACAGCUGGGCAUAAGGUACGUGGGAGGAAGCGAGGAGUCAGCAAGUCUGGAAAAGGAAGACGAGUUGAACAUAAAUAAGAUAGACGCAUACUGGCUGCAGAGAGAGUUGAAUCUGAUAUACAACGACUACAACGUAGCACAGGCAACAGAAAAGGAAGUGCUGAGCAUCCUGAACAUAGAGGACGUGCAGGAGUGCGAAAAUAAGCUGGUGCUGCUGCUGAAGUACGAAAACUUCGACUUCGUAAAGCUGUUGAUGAGAAAUAGAUAUAAAAUCAUAUACUGCACGAGGCUGGGGCAAGCACAGUCGCAGGAGGAGAAGAAUAAGAUAUUCGACGAAAUGGCAAAAACGACACAAGGACAGCUGGUGAUGCAGGAGCUGUCGCUGAUAAACUUGAAGAAGACGAAGCAGCAGCAGCUGGCACAUAACCUGGAAAAGGAGCUGCUGACGCUUAAAACAGGCCACAGGAGUAAGGAAGGGGAAGCGAAGGAGAAGGAAGAUGAGUUGGAGAAGGCAGAAGAAAUGGUGGUGACUAGAGAGGAGCCUGUGAUGCCAGUGGAGUCGACAGUGAGUCUGCAGGUGGUGGACCUGGAAAACAUAGCAAUCAAGGAAGGAGCACAGCACAUGACGAACAUGAAGGUGGUGCUGCCAGAAGGGACGGAGAGAGUGGAGCACAAGAGUUACGACGAGGUGAUCAUACACCCAGUGCAGCACAUGCCGAAGAGUAACAGAAAAAAGGUGGAAAAGAUGCCAAAGUGGGCACAAAUGGCGUUCAGAAACAUAGAAAGCCUGAACCCAGUGCAGUCGACAGUGUACGAAACGGCGCUCAACAGCUCGGAAAACAUGCUCAUCUGCGCACCGACAGGCUCAGGAAAAACAAACGUGGCAAUACUGACGAUACUUAACGUAAUCAGAAAGCACCUGACGCCGAAAAGAAGAGAGGCUAGAGGCCAGAGAGGCUCGGAAGGGAGUUCGGACGGCUUGGAUGAGUUGGAGCUGGAGGACUGCAACUUCGACAAGGAGUUCACAGUGAUAUACAUCUCGCCAAUGAAGUCGCUGGUGCUGGAGCAGACGCAGUCGUUCAGCCUGCGCUUCAAGGAGUACGGAAUCAGCGUGCACGAGCUGACGGGAGAAAUGAGCAUGUCGAGGACGCAGAUACAAAACACGCAGAUCAUAGUGACGACGCCGGAAAAGUGGGACGUGGUGACGAGAAAGGAAGGGAUGCUGGAAAGAGUGGAGCUGGUAAUCAUCGACGAAGUGCACCUGCUGCACGACAAGAGAGGAAGCGUGAUAGAGGCGCUGGUGGCGAGAACGCUGACGAACGACAAGGUGACGGGACUGAAGACGAGAAUGGUAGGUCUGAGCGCAACGCUGCCGAACUACGAGGAUAUCGCAAAGUUCCUGAAAGCAGAAAAGGGACUCUACUACUUCGGAAACCACUACAGACCGGUCCCGCUGGAGCAGCACUACAUAGGAAUAAAGGAGAAGAAGGCGCUGAAGCAGUACAACAUAACAAAUGAGCUGACGUACGAGCACGUGCUGAAGGGAGUGGCGGAGAAGCAGGUGCUGGUAUUCGUGCACUCGAGAAAGGAGACGUACAGAACGAGUAAGAUGAUACUGGAAAAAAUAGUGAGCGAGGACAAGCUGGAGCUGUUCAUAAAGGACGUGGCAUCUAGAGAAAUUUUGACGAGCGAGGCGGAGCACAUCAAAAACGCAAACCUGAAGGAACUGCUGCCCUUCGGAAUAGGAAUACACCACGCAGGCCUGGCGAGGAGCGACAGGAAGCUGGUGGAAGACCUCUUCGCGGAUAAGCACCUGCAGCUGCUGGUGAGCACGGCGACGCUGAGCUGGGGAGUCAACCUGCCAGCAGGAGUGGUUAUCAUCAAGGGCACGCAGAUAUACGUGCCGGAGCAGGGGAGCUGGGACGAGUUGUGCCCACUUAGCGUGCAGCAGAUGAUGGGAAGAGCAGGGCGCCCGCAGUACGACACGUUCGGAAGAGGAGUCAUCAUAACCUCGCACGAAAAGCUGCAGUACUACCUCUCGCUGAACAACCAGCAGCUGCCAAUAGAGUCGCAGCUGGUGGCGAAGCUGCCGGAGGUGCUAAACGCAGAAGUGGUGCUGAGAAACGUGACGAACCUGCAGCAGGCACUGAAGUGGAUCAAGUCGACGUACCUGUACGUGCGAAUACAGAAAAACCCGCACCUGUACGGGUUUAACGCGAGUUCCGCGACGAACGAGGAGGGCGAGGAGGAAGAAGGGGCGUACAAAAUAGAAGAGGAGGAGCUGGACAACUACCUGCUGGUCCUGAUCAACAGCAGCUUCGUGUUCCUGGAAAAAAACGGACUGGUUAAGUACGAAAGGAAAAGCGGAAUGGUGACGAGCACAGGUCUGGGAGUGAUAGCCAGUAACUAUUACCUGAGGCCGGAGUCGAUCAAGAUCUACAGCGAAAGUCUGAGGCCGAACCUGACGGACUCAGACCUGCUGAACAUCUUCAGCUGCUCAAUCGAGUUCAAGUACAUUCCGACGAGAGAGGAGGAGAUCAUAGAGCUGCAGCAGCUGCAGCAGCAGAUACCGAUACCGUGCCCAAACGCGAACCUGACGGCAACGAGCGUGACGAACAGAGUGGCAGGAGUGGGAGGCAACAACAAGAUCAGCAUCCUGCUGCAGGCGUACAUAAGCAGAAUGGACCUGGAGGGAUACGCGCUGGUGAGCGAGAUGGGCUACAUAACGCAGAACGCGCCGAGAAUACUGACGGCGCUCUUCGUCAUCAGCAUCAAGAGAGGCUGGAGCAGCCUGAGCAUCAAGCUGUUCAACUUCUGCAAAAUGGUCGAAAGCCAAAUGUGGCAGCUGAUGCUGCCGCUGAGGCACUUCAAGACGAUCCCGAACGAAGUGCUGACGAGGCUGGAAAAAAAAGAUAUCGCAUGGACACGCUACUACGACCUGAACAGCGUGGAGCUGGGAGAGCUGUGCAGAAACCAGAAGCUGGGAAAGUCGCUGCACAAGUUCGUGCACCUCGUGCCGAAAGUUAACCUGCAGGCGUACGUGCAGCCGCUGACGAGCGCAAGAAUCAGCGUGCACCUGGUGGUGAAGAGAGACUUCAACUGGGACGCGAAGCACCACGGCAACUACCAAAAGUUCCUGCUGAUCGUCGAGGACCCGUCGGAGGACAAGAUACUCUACACGCAAUCGAUACUGCUGUACCCGCCGACGACGAACGCGACGGUGACGAGCUCAGAUCUGGACGGAGGAGAGAGCGACCCCAAGGCGGGGACUGCGGAGGAGCAGGAAAGCGCGGACGACACGAACAUAUACCUGACGCUGCCAAUAACGGAGCCGCGAGUGUACUGCUACUUCAUCAGAGUCAUCAACGACAAGUGGAUGGGAAGCGAGACGAACGUGCCAAUCGUCUUCAACAAGCUGAUACUGCCGAGCAAGCAGGACAAGGUGACGACGCUGCUGGACCUGCAGCCGAUCCCGGCGACGACGCUGCUGAAGGCGAGUGCGACGGGAGCUGGCGCGGGAGGCGCGGAGGAGGCGGCGGAGAAGGAGAGCCUGCUGAAGUGCUACAUACGGGCCAUGGGCCACAAGCACUUCAACAACAUACAGACACAGGUCUUCAGCAGCCUCUACGGGAGCGAUGAGAACGUGCUGCUCGCGGCGCCCUACGGAUCAGGAAGGUUCACGUGCGCAGAGCUGGCGAUACUGAGAACGCUGGUGCAACUGAGAGAGAAGGCGACAGUGGUGGUGGCGGUGCCGUUUGAAAACCUGCUGAGAAAGAGGCUCAAGAGGCUGAAGGCGCGCUUCGGAGAAGUGUGCACAGUGAGGGAGCUCACGGGCGACUUUAAGCAGGACCUGCAGCUGGUGCUGGGAAGCACAAUCGUGGCGACGACGGCAAAAAACUACAACCACCUGCUUAACAGGUACAAAAAUAAGCUGAUACAGAACGUUAACCUGCUGGUCUUCGAAGGAGUGGAGUUCAUCACGGACGAGCUCUACGGGAUGAACAUAGAGCUGCUGUUGACGCAGCUGAGGUACUACACGACCCUGUACACGAACGUCACGCUGUCUAACGGAACGGAGGGGAGCGCAAAGACCCCUACCAGGAGCAGGCUGGUUGUGCUGAGCAGCAGCCUCUACAACAGCCAGGACGUGUGCAACUGGCUGGGCAUAACGACGCACUUCAACUUCAACAACUUCGUGAGGCAGGUGCCAAUAACAGUUAACCUGUACACGUUCGACCAGAUAGACCCGGUGACGAGGCAGAACGCGAUGAUCACGACGAUAAACAAGCUGCUGAAAAAUAAGGAGAAGGCGCUGGUGGUGACGACGAACACGGCGUACGCGAAGCAGCUGGCGCUGAUACUGGACAUACACCUGAGCGACCACGCGAAUCUCCAGGGCGAUGCCCAGCAAACCAAUCACAAGUCGAACCACAGGUUAGAGAGGCUGCAGAGCAAAUAUAAGCUGAUGAAGCAGCUGAGGAGCGUGAUGUACGCCUACGAGGGCUUCGACGAGGAGGAAAUCGAGGCGGUGGAAAGGGCGUUCGCAGAGGAGCCGGCCUACAGAGUGCUGAUAGUGACGAGUCAGGUGCUCUGGAGCCUGAACAUAAAAUGCCCGUACGUGGUGGUGGCCGACGUUAACGCGAGCUACACGAACAGGCCGCUGCCACAGAACUACUACAGCCAGUACGACCUGCAGCACAUCCUGUCGCUAACGAACGCCGCGGCAGGCAGCAGGCACGAGGAGGACCUGGAGUGCGUCUUCCUGCUCGAGAACAACAAGAAGGAGGAAGUGAAGCGGAUGCUCUACGACUCAGUGGUGGUCGAGAGCAACCUGGAGCUCUGCAUCGAGGACGCGCUCAACAACGAGAUCGUGCAGGGGCUCAUCAAGACGCCGCAGGACGCAAUCGACUGGCUCACCUGGACCUUCUACUACCGCAGGCUGACCAAAAACCCCAACUACUACUCGCUGCUCGCGACGACGCCGCAGCACCUCUCCGAGCACCUGUCGGAGCUGAUCGAGAACGCGGUCUACAACCUGCAGAACAUGGGCCUGAUCGCGGCGAGCGCCGACGGGCGCGACGAGGAGAUCGAGGAGAUCGUGCCGGUGAACCUGGGCUACAUCGCGUCCUUCUACAGCAUACGGAGCGCGACUGUGGAGCUGUUCGCGAAGAACGUGAGGGAGGGCAUCGGCCGGGACCAGAUGCUGCAGAUUCUGGCGAACGCGCAGGAGCUGUCGGCGCUGCAGAGGAGGCCGAACGAGAGAAUUUACAAGCAGUAUCUGAGCGGCCUGUCGCUCCAGCAGAAGAUCCUUCUGCUGAUCAAGUGCCACAUGGAUAGAAGCAUGUUGUCGAGCGAGCUGUUUGUGGACCUGCACUUCAUCCUCAAGAACAUGGCAAACCUGUUGUACGCGCUCGUGGACGUGAUAAGCAGCCAGGGGUACCUGAAGCCGGCACUGCUGGCAAUGGAGCUGAUGCAGAGAAUAGUGCAGGCGCUGACAUUCACAGACUCGCCGCUGCUACAGCUUCCGCACGCGGACAGGGAGUUCGUGGCGAGAGCGAAAGGGAUGAAAGUGAAUGAUAUCUUUGACGUGAUAGGGAUGGAGGAUGAUGACAGGAAUAAGUUGUUGGAAGGAUUUGAUAAAAAGCAAGUGAUCGACAUAGCAAACUUCUGUAACUCGGUGCAAAUAUUGGAUAUAAACUACAAGUUCAACGAAAAAAACGUAAAGCAGGGUCAGACGGUGACGCUGCUGAUCAAUAUAGCAAAAGAAGGGGAUAAUGAUGUGAUCAAUGCGCCGUAUUUCCCAGUGGAGAAGAGGGAACAGUGGUGGAUAGUGGUGGGAGACGUAAGCGAAAACAAGCUGCACGGGAUCAAGAGGACGUCGCUGAACGAAAACAACAACAUUAAGUUGGAUUUUGAAGCGCCACAGAAAAAAGGAAAACACACGCUGACGCUGUACGUUAUCAGCGACUCAUACGUGUCAACAGACUAUCAGUUUAAUUUGGAAUUAAACGUGUCAUAA